Molecule: messenger RNA, 417 nt
Organism: Malassezia pachydermatis
Lineage: Eukaryota; Fungi; Basidiomycota; Malasseziomycetes; Malasseziales; Malasseziaceae
Exons: 4
Coding region: 1-417 (138 amino acids)
Source: RefSeq, a predicted model, not a curated record
AUGGACGUGUUCCAUCGUGGUCUCCUUGGCUUCCUCGCUGGCUUUACCAUUGCGUCCGGUAUUGGUUUGUACUGGAUACGUCUAGAGUACACAAAAGCUGCCAAUGAAGUACUGCACAGCAGUGAGCACCUUACUCACACUGCACUGAAUGUUACACAGUACUUGGAGCGCAUCGCCAAGCUGGAGGCGCGCUUGGAUGAACUGGAUAAAGUUCUAAUAACCCGGGAAGAAGUUCAGGGCGCUUGGGACUCGCAUCGUAAGCUCUACGAAGACUUGUAUGAGGAAAACUUGGGUCUGCGAGAACGCAUGUGGAAGCUUGAACACGAAAUUUUUGCGACACGCAAGCAUUUCGAUGAGCCUGCCUGGGCCCCCAGGGAUGACAAGGUCCUUCGUUUACCCCCUGUACGCCUAGUAUAA